This is a messenger RNA of Scomber scombrus (Atlantic mackerel), 717 nucleotides long. RefSeq names its product retinol binding protein 7b, cellular (gene rbp7b). Gene Ontology annotation, biological process: fatty acid transport. Lineage: Eukaryota; Metazoa; Chordata; Actinopteri; Scombriformes; Scombridae. The record is from RefSeq and is a predicted model, not a curated record. The coding region runs from base 84 to 491 and encodes 135 amino acids. Gene Ontology annotation, molecular function: fatty acid binding. The transcript has 4 exons. Gene Ontology annotation, cellular component: cytosol; nucleus.
CACACAAUGAAACAUUCCACCCAAGAGCUUUAAAUUCGUCCACUCCUGAAGGUUAUGUCCAGAGAGCCACACAAACAUCCAAGAUGCCUGUCGACUACAGUGGGACAUGGGACAUUGUCAGCAAUGUCAAUUUUGAGAAAUACAUGGUCGCUCUCGGCAUUGAUUUUGCAACCCGCAAGAUUGCAGGCAUGUUGAAGCCGCAGAAGGUGAUUAAGCAAGAAGGAGAUUGCUUCACGGUCAAAACCCUCUCGACGUUCAGAAAUUACGACCUCUCGUUCAAAGUUGGGGAAGAGUUUCAAGAGGUGACUCAUGGAUUGGACAACCGGACAUGCCAGACUGUGGUCAACUGGGACAAUGAAAAGCUGGUGUGUGUUCAAAGAGGGGAAAAGAAGAACCGAGGAUGGACUCACUGGAUUGAGGGAGAUGAGCUCCAUCUGGAGAUCACUUGUGAGAACCAAGUCUGCAAGCAAAUAUAUAAAAGGACUGUGUGAUUGUACAUGUCUUUUCAAAUUAUUUCAGGCUGCAGAGAACUUCAUUUAAUAGUUACCACAUUUCCAUGAAACGAGCUGUAAGCCACAUAAUGCAGCUGCUGUAUUGUAUGAUUUGAAUAAAAUGUGUUUCAGUUAAUGCUGUGGGGUUGUAGUAGUUUACCUCCUCCGGCCCACAGGGUGGUGCUGUAAAACUUUUACUUCCAAAAAAUAAAGAAAAUACACUACA